GCGCGGUCCGGGUGGGCGCAUGCGCAGGCGGCGGGCGUUAGCAUGGGGCUGUGCCUGCCCUGCCUGGGGGGCACCGACGUGGUGGAGACCCCCGAUCCCGAAAUGAAAAGAAGACAACUUGCAGAAGCUGCAGAAAAGAGACAAAUGGAGGCCUCAUCUCGGGGCAUUAAGAAUCCAUAUUCUGUGGAGCAAAAAAAGAAGAAACAGGAAGAAAUGGAAAAAAGGAUGGCAAUAUCUGGUUCUGCAGGGGAAGGAGGAGGACUUAGAUGGCAGGUUGGAUAAAAUUUGACUCCUGAAUGGAAGAGGGCUGAAACAGACUACUGCCAAUAACUUGCCAACUGCAAUCCAAUGACCCUUCAUCCUAUGGCUUUUGCUGUUGUUUGCAUAUGAAGAUUCAGCACUUUGCCGUUUUUGUGAGCUAGAUUUAAAAACGUACACUGGAAACAUUUCAUUGGUUUUCAAGCAUUUAACAUGCAAACCUCAGAAUGUAAAACAAGGACGGCCAACACUUUUCACUAUAACUCAAAACCCCAUUAUUUAUUUUUGCGUAAAUAACUACUCUUCAGUCUAGGCAGUGGAAGAUAUGUCAUUUUUUAGUAUAAGAAGCACUACCAAAUAGAAUAGGUGAAUUUCUGCUCUUAGAAAUGGCCUGCUAGAUUUUUCAGGGUGUAUUUAAUUUUACAUUUAUACUCUUCUGCAUUUUUCAAAUAAUAUAGCUAUUUACAGUUAAGCUACUGUGUUCUGUUUUAUACCUCUGAUGAUUUGUGUUUAAACCUGGGGAUUUAGUGCCUUGAAAGAGUCCAAGGAGAUGCUUGAAGAUUCACUUGUAGCUUAAGCAAUUUUCCCGAUACUUUAGUAUGUUCAUGUAUUGCUAAUUUAUAGGCAGAUGUUGGGUUCCCAUCAUAAUUUAUUCUCCAACUGUAGUGGAUUAUUUUAUAAAAUGUAACAUAGACAUCACUAAUAUUGCUGAAUAACCUAAGUCCAUUGUUUGCAGAAUUGGAAAGCUUAUUCCUUCUUUUGUUUUGUUUUUGGUACCACGAGAGGGCAGUGCUGGGCUUAUGUACGUGAUCCAGGUAUCGCUAAACUAUUCUAUAUAACUGGAUUAAUUAUGAGUACUAAUAUUUUUCCAAGGGCCAGAAGCAUUAUCAUUUUUUGUAUUAAAGAAUGAUCAUAACCCUUUUAUUAAAAUUUGAACUGAUCAUGA
Ornithorhynchus anatinus (platypus) is the source of this 1204-nucleotide messenger RNA. It is a transcript of the gene SVIP, whose product is annotated as small VCP interacting protein. Gene Ontology annotation, cellular component: endoplasmic reticulum membrane. Bases 43 to 282 code for a protein of 79 amino acids. The transcript is spliced from 4 exons. Gene Ontology annotation, biological process: negative regulation of retrograde protein transport, ER to cytosol; positive regulation of autophagy; negative regulation of VCP-NPL4-UFD1 AAA ATPase complex assembly. Lineage: Eukaryota; Metazoa; Chordata; Mammalia; Monotremata; Ornithorhynchidae. The record is from RefSeq and is a predicted model, not a curated record.